Messenger RNA from Schizosaccharomyces octosporus yFS286, 1152 nucleotides. RefSeq names its product SWI/SNF and RSC complex subunit Ssr4. Gene Ontology annotation, biological process: chromatin remodeling. Lineage: Eukaryota; Fungi; Ascomycota; Schizosaccharomycetes; Schizosaccharomycetales; Schizosaccharomycetaceae. Bases 1 to 1152 code for a protein of 383 amino acids. The transcript is spliced from 3 exons. The record is from RefSeq and is a predicted model, not a curated record.
AUGUCUGCUACUACAGCGGCCCAAACGUUAUUGUCUAUUCCUUUAGAUUACAGGUCUCAAGUAUGGUGUCGUGCAAAUUUGCCUUAUCCACCUGCUCCUCAAUUACCAAUUCCUGCGGUAGUUGAUAUUCUUACGAAAGCAUCUCAAGCGCUUCCUCAGAUUACGUUUUCAUGGACGCUAGUCGACCAACCCAAUGAUGGAACAUUGUUUUUAGCUUGGCAAGCACCAACGUUACCUUGUCCUCCAGAUGGUAUGCAUUUUAUGAGUAAUGAACGUGUCUUUAAUAUAGAGGUAACUGGAAAGGUGCUCGAGAUCCACGAAGCGAAACAUGGCUUCUUUCCAUUAUCAGAACCUAAAACAGUUCAUUCUCGGUUUCGUUAUCGUUUGCUUGGGAUUGGGUUUGAUAAUUACUGGUUAAUUCACUAUAUACAUGCACCAGAAAACGAUUCUGUGCCAGCAAACAUUUCAAUUGCGAAACCACCGCAAAUACGGCAAUAUCCUCUUCCUGAUAUACGAACUCCUCCAUUUUUACUUAGGGAACAGAGGACACCAGCUGCAAACGUCUCAGUAGACACCCCAAUGAAUGAAGCCAGUGUAUCUUCGGCUACAUCUCAAUUACGAGCACGUUCGCGGACGCCUUCUACUGCGAAUGCUGCUGCACCUUCAGGGAAUGUUCCCCCAAAUCAAGUACCUGACCCAUCAGUAAAGACAACAAUACAGAAUGGGGUGACGCCGCCAAUUGCUCCGGAAGAUCUUGAAAUUGAAAAGGGAGACAUCAUGGACAAAUUGACACCGCAGCAAAUAUGCACUGCGCGGUUUGUUAGGAAUACGGAAUGGAUGAGCCAGAUUUUAUUGACAUUACAAGCAGCAAAAGACAUCGAGCCACCUACUGUGUUUGAUACUAAAAAGUCGUUAGAAGAAUUUUCGAAUGAAGUGAAAGAGAAAAAGGCUCAACUGGUAAAGCAAGACGAAGAAUAUCAACGCUUACAGGGAGAACUCACGUAUACAAAUACUAUUUCGGAAAAACUGAAGGAAUGCUCAAAUAUGGAUAGUUGGGAGGACUAUCAAAAAGUAGUGAGCUCUUUAAAUGAGUUUGCCCAAGCGAAAAUUGUUCCAUGGGAACGAGUACUUCACAGACCAUCUUCGACAUAA